Messenger RNA from Pongo pygmaeus (Bornean orangutan), 2423 nucleotides. RefSeq names its product cleavage and polyadenylation specific factor 3 (gene CPSF3). NCBI's taxonomy places the organism in Eukaryota, Metazoa, Chordata, Mammalia, Primates, Hominidae. Gene Ontology annotation, biological process: mRNA 3'-end processing by stem-loop binding and cleavage. The coding region runs from base 285 to 2339 and encodes 684 amino acids. Gene Ontology annotation, molecular function: 5'-3' RNA exonuclease activity; RNA endonuclease activity; RNA binding. The transcript is spliced from 18 exons. Gene Ontology annotation, cellular component: mRNA cleavage and polyadenylation specificity factor complex. The record is from RefSeq and is a predicted model, not a curated record.
CCUGCCCACGUCCGCCGGGCCGCGCCUCCAAGACUAUGCGCAGGCGCAGUCCUGACGUCCCACCCCCCCGGUUCCAGGACCCCAAGUGGCGGGAAGCCUCGCGAGCAGCGUCCCCCGACCGGAAGUCGAGGGGAGGAGUCUAGUGCCGCGGGCUCCGGAGUGACGGAAGUUGUGCUCUUGGUGAAUGGGGUUCUUCCUUCUUUGUUUACCGGUGGCUGUGCUUCCAAUUUAGGAAGACCCCGGCGACCUGUUCCUCACCCCCGCUUCGCCCUCAUACUUUCGGGAUGUCUGCGAUUCCUGCUGAGGAGAGCGACCAGCUGCUGAUCCGACCCCUUGGAGCUGGGCAAGAAGUAGGAAGAUCAUGUAUUAUUCUCGAGUUCAAAGGAAGAAAAAUAAUGCUCGACUGUGGGAUCCACCCUGGCCUAGAAGGAAUGGAUGCUCUUCCUUAUAUUGAUUUAAUUGACCCAGCUGAGAUUGAUCUCCUAUUAAUUAGUCAUUUCCAUUUGGAUCACUGUGGAGCUCUGCCCUGGUUUCUACAGAAGACAAGUUUCAAAGGAAGAACAUUUAUGACUCAUGCCACAAAAGCUAUUUAUAGAUGGCUUCUUUCCGAUUAUGUCAAAGUUAGUAACAUAUCAGCAGACGACAUGCUGUAUACCGAGACAGAUUUGGAAGAAAGCAUGGACAAAAUUGAAACUAUCAACUUUCAUGAAGUUAAGGAAGUUGCGGGAAUCAAGUUUUGGUGUUACCAUGCAGGCCACGUCCUAGGAGCUGCCAUGUUCAUGAUUGAGAUCGCAGGCGUGAAGCUUUUGUACACUGGUGAUUUCUCAAGACAAGAAGAUAGGCACUUAAUGGCAGCUGAAAUUCCUAAUAUUAAGCCUGAUAUUCUUAUCAUUGAAUCUACUUAUGGGACCCAUAUCCAUGAGAAACGUGAAGAGCGAGAAGCAAGAUUCUGUAACACUGUCCAUGAUAUUGUAAACAGAGGAGGCAGGGGUCUCAUUCCCGUCUUUGCUCUUGGAAGGGCUCAGGAGCUGCUCUUGAUUCUGGAUGAGUACUGGCAGAAUCACCCAGAACUACAUGACAUUCCAAUAUACUAUGCAUCAUCUUUGGCCAAGAAGUGUAUGGCAGUGUACCAGACAUAUGUAAAUGCCAUGAAUGACAAAAUCCGCAAACAGAUCAACAUCAAUAAUCCCUUUGUUUUCAAACACAUUAGUAACCUCAAGAGCAUGGAUCAUUUUGAUGACAUUGGUCCCAGUGUUGUAAUGGCCUCCCCAGGCAUGAUGCAAAGUGGCUUAUCUAGAGAGUUAUUUGAAAGCUGGUGUACUGAUAAGAGGAAUGGUGUCAUUAUAGCAGGAUACUGUGUAGAAGGGACACUUGCCAAGCACAUCAUGUCUGAACCUGAAGAAAUCACUACUAUGUCUGGACAGAAGUUACCACUGAAAAUGUCUGUUGAUUACAUUUCUUUCUCAGCUCACACGGAUUACCAGCAAACCAGUGAAUUUAUUCGUGCUUUGAAACCGCCUCAUGUGAUUUUAGUCCAUGGAGAACAGAACGAAAUGGCCAGAUUGAAAGCAGCACUGAUUCGAGAAUAUGAAGAUAAUGAUGAAGUUCACAUAGAGGUUCAUAAUCCUCGGAAUACAGAAGCAGUGACCUUAAACUUCAGAGGAGAAAAACUAGCCAAGGUUAUGGGAUUUUUAGCAGACAAAAAACCAGAACAAGGCCAGCGGGUCUCAGGAAUACUUGUUAAAAGAAACUUUAAUUAUCACAUACUUUCUCCUUGCGACCUGUCCAAUUAUACUGACUUGGCCAUGAGCACUGUGAAGCAGACCCAAGCCAUUCCAUAUACUGGUCCCUUUAAUUUGCUCUAUUACCAGCUGCAGAAAUUGACAGGUGAUGUGGAAGAAUUAGAAAUUCAAGAAAAACCUGCUCUGAAAGUGUUCAAAAAUAUUACUGUAAUACAAGAACCUGGCAUGGUGGUAUUAGAGUGGCUGGCAAACCCUUCUAAUGAUAUGUAUGCAGAUACAGUAACAACUGUGAUAUUGGAAGUUCAGUCAAAUCCCAAAAUAAGAAAAGGUGCAGUACAGAAGGUUUCUAAAAAAUUAGAAAUGCACGUUUAUAGCAAGAGGUUGGAGAUCAUGCUUCAGGACAUAUUUGGAGAAGACUGUAUAAGUGUAAAGGAUGACUCUAUUCUUAGCGUCACAGUGGACGGGAAAACUGCCAACCUUAACUUGGAGACACGGACUGUAGAAUGUGAAGAGGGAAGUGAAGACGAUGAAUCCCUCCGAGAAAUGGUGGAGCUGGCUGCACAGAGACUGUACGAGGCCCUGACACCAGUUCACUGAGACUGUGUCUGUAUAUGAACUUUGAAAAAAUACUUGACUCUACUUCUGUUGCCUAAAAUAAAAUGCAUUCGUUUCUCUGGGGGA